Molecule: messenger RNA, 207 nt
Organism: Entrophospora sp. SA101
Lineage: Eukaryota; Fungi; Glomeromycota; Glomeromycetes; Entrophosporales; Entrophosporaceae
Source: the annotation of a GenBank genome assembly
AUGGCGGAUGGAUUUAAUAGUGUUAGCGUUAUACUCACAAAUCCAAUGAAUGAAUGCAUCAUACGGACUGGUGGUAUAUUUGGGGAUGAAAAAAGGAAUCUUGAUGAAAAUGUAAUACAAAAAGAAUGGUAUGCAAUGACUGAAUUUACAAGGGCAAGUAAGAAAUGGAAACAUCGUAUAAUAAUAAUUAUACAGUUAAAAAGGUAG